Erythranthe guttata (spotted monkey flower) is the source of this 780-nucleotide messenger RNA. The record is from RefSeq and is a predicted model, not a curated record. Lineage: Eukaryota; Viridiplantae; Streptophyta; Magnoliopsida; Lamiales; Phrymaceae.
AUGAAUUGGUUCAACUCUCUACCCACAGGAUCGAUUGACACAUUCGCUCGAUUGUCAACACGGUUCACUAAUCAAUUCGCCAUCAACAAGCAGUAUGCCAAGACCCCUGCCCACCUUUUCUCUGUAGUACAGAGAGAUAACGAAACGCUCCGCAACUACAUCAAGAGUUUUGUAGAAGCCGUCCAUGAAGUCCCCAGUGUAGGGCAAGACAUGCUCUCCGGGAUUAUGCAACAAAACUUGAAGCCGGGUAGAUUCAAUGAAUCUAUCACCGGAAGGCCUCCAGGCAACCUAGAGGAGUUGCUGAAUCGAGCCGAGAAUUACGUACGAAUAGAGGAAGCCUCUACCCAUGCUCCUCCUAAAAGGAAGAGGGAAGAUGACCGUCAGGACAUUAGGAGGCGGGAUGAUCGACGUCCACCGCUUCCACCUCAAGGCCAAUCAUCUUCCUCCUACAAUAGGUUCACUCCGCUAAACACUCGCUUCACUGAAAUCCUUCAUGUGAUAGAACAAAGAGGUUUAGCAGAACCUCCACGCCCUAUGCAGCCAAAUGAGAAACGAGAAAAGUCGGAUCGCUACUGUCGAUUCCAUAAGGAUAGAGGACAUACUACCGAGGAAUGUGCACAACUCAAAGUGGCCAUUGAGAGGUUGAUCAAGCAGGGCCAUUUAGGCGAAUACAUCGAUAAGCCUCGAAACAAGCGCCGUGAUGACCCCCCAUGCCGAGAUAACAAUCGAGAUCAACCGCAACGACGAGAGGAGGGGGGGUCAUCGGCGAGAGCAAGAUAA